Messenger RNA from Phyllopteryx taeniolatus (common seadragon), 2515 nucleotides. Its product is annotated as zinc finger protein 37-like. Bases 280 to 1356 code for a protein of 358 amino acids. The transcript has 2 exons. The record is from RefSeq and is a predicted model, not a curated record. NCBI's taxonomy places the organism in Eukaryota, Metazoa, Chordata, Actinopteri, Syngnathiformes, Syngnathidae.
UGCGCAUGCGUCGCCAUUUAGCGCAGCCAUUUUAAGCAAGGCGUAACGACAAAACUUGACAGGAAGACUGCUCAGCCGCCGAGUUUGUGUCGUACUCUGUACAAACUUUGGUCGUAGCAGACAUAAGUUUUUAUUCGUUCCCGGAGAAACUCGUCGGAGUGUGACGCUCAAGCUAGCUUAGCGUGCUAGCUUAGCGUGCUAGCUGCCAGCAAAGACGCGCGGAUGUGAUCAGAGCGUCCAUUGCUCUGCAGAGAUCAAGUGCUGAGAUUAGCGUGUGAAAUGUGUAAGGUACGAAUGCUGAGGGCGUUGGUGAACGACCGACUAAGUGCUGCUGUCGAAGAAAUAUUCGGAGCGUUUGAAAGAACCUUAGCGGAGUACGAGGAGGAACUUUGUCGGACGAAAGAGGAAAACGAGCGACAACGUCAACUACUGGACGCUGUUUUCAAGUCUCAAGAUGACCCACACAGAGAAGACGUCAGUGAAGAAGAUGUUCGUCCUGAGCAGCAGGAGUGGAGCUCCAGGGUGGAGCAGGAGGAGCCAGAAUCCCCCCACGUUAAAGAGGAAGAGGAGGGAGAGCAACUUAACGGACCAGAGUUGCCAGUGAUUCGUGUCAUUGUGAAGAGGGAAGAUGCUGCAGACAAAAGUCAGAGUGAGCAGAACAUUAGGCCGGCGCCUCCGACCAGCAGCUCACGUCAACACAUGACAACAAAAGGAGUUGAAGACCACCAUGGUGGAUCCCAAGUCGACAGCCUCUUAGCGCCGCUCUCCGAUAGUGACGACACAACGUCACACUCUCAUGACACUGAUGAUGAACACACUAAAGAUGCUACGAAAUGUCUCACAGACAACAAGCACUUAAAAUGCUCUCAGUGUGACAAAACGUUUUACGACAAUAGUAAUCUGAAAAGACACAUGAGAAGUCACACAGGAGAGAAACCGUACGUCUGCUCAGUUUGUGGUAAAACAUUUGCUCACAAGGGAAAUUUGACAACACACACAAGAACACACACUGGAGAGAAACCAUUUUCCUGCUCAGUCUGCAGCACAAAAUUUAGUGAUCAUUCUGUACUGAUUCGACACAUGAGAAGACACACUGGGGAGAAACCUUUUACUUGUUUGCUGUGUGGGAAAGGAUUCCUUGUGAAAGGAUCUUUAAAAGCACACACAAGAACACACACUGGGGAAAAGCCUUUUACAUGCUCAGUUUGUGGUAAAACAUUCUCUCAAAACUCACAUUUGAGAACACACACAAGGACGCACACUGGAGAAAAAUCUUAUUCUUGCUCAGUCUGCAACACAACAUUUGGAGGUCGAGCUGCUUUAUUUUGGCACAUGACAACACACCAUGGACAUUGAUCAUCAAUUUAUUAAAAGAUUAACUUGAAAAAGACAAUAAUUAGUUCUGGUGAAUUGUGCUUUGAACUUCUGCGCUGGUCAUGUAGUGGUACAUGCUGCUGCUUUGCAUUCGGAUAGCACAGGUUAGAUUCCCAGUUAGUGUAGAAAUUCCCAAGCCUGGAUAAAAAUAGGUGGGUUGCAUCAAGAAGGGCCAAACAAGUCAUUCUCUAUGGCAACCCCUGACAUGGAAAAGAUGAAAAUCUCUUUUAGUGUGCUUCCAACUUCUCUUAAAGUGUCUAACAAACACAAGUAUGUGGGUGAGAAGAGCUGCAAAACCUUGAUAAACUGCGAAGACUUGGAGAAACUUUGACUUUCUAACAACAGUACCGCUCUUUGAUUGUUGAGGUAGGAACAUCAUACUGACAUACUUUAAUUUUGAAUUAAUGUUGUCAUCAAAAGGAUACCUUGCGUCUUCGGGACUAUCAAAGUGUACAUUUGAAUUACUAAGGAGAUUUUUUUCUUAAACUAAUUUAGUCUAUUAUAGCCAGAAUGUGAUAUUCUAAAUAUUAUGUAUAAUUAAUUACCGGUAAUGUUAUUAAUUGAUAUACGGUUGGUUUCCCGACUUAAAUAAUAAGGAUCUAGGGGCACAAGGCCUUGACCAAAAGGAAGCGGAAAACAAACUGUGGUUAUUGGGUUCCUCCUUGCAAAAUCAGAAAAUAAGAAACGUCAUCAAGAGACCGAGGCAAAGUUAGAAAGAUUUUUGCAGCUUUUUGAGAAAAUGGUGGACAAAAUGUAACUAUUGUAUAAUAACAUUUUUUAAAUGUUAUUAUGUAUAUUGGAUACAUAUUUGUAUAUUUGUGCUGGUUGUUAUUGUAUGCUACUGAUUGACCUGUGAAAUGUUACAGUUUGACAAAAUGUGUUGCUUCUACAAAGAGGUAUUCCUGAUACAAAUUGGAUACAAAUUAUGUAGAAAUGAAUGCAACUUAUCUUGUGGUAGUAGCCAUUUAGUAUAAACAAUUUCAAAAUACCAGUCAACUUUGUUUUCACACAAAAGGAAGUUUUUCGGACAAUUGACCCAUUUUCUUCAAUUUUGGGAGAAAAAAAAUACACUACACUGUUUGAUCUUAAAAUGUACAAGUCAAUGAAAGCUGGCAGCAAAUAAAAUAUAAACACAUGAGAA